AACACUGCACAUGUUCUCGACAGGUCACGUGUCCGAAUGUAAGGCAAUUGUAAACAUAAUGUGGAUUUGAUGUCUUUCUCAAAAUUGUAUUUCAUGGAAGACUUUUAUUUCUGAUAUAGCAUUUGUACUGGAUUGCAUGCAUGCAUGGUGUAUAAUUAAAUUGUUGAAGAGGAAAAAAGAAAUAUUCUGUUGUUGUGGAAGUUUCGUACUCAGUGCAGUUCGCAACGACUUAAACGGGUGACAUUCACGGACAAAUAAUUUGUCUGAUCAAGUGAGACAGUUUCAAUAACUUAAAUUUUCUCCUUAUUCGUCAGAACUUUGGACAGUCCAAUGCAUGACACAGCUGUGACUUGAACAAAUAACAAAAUGGCUGCCCAAGAUAUGGACAGUGUAGUAAAAAAUGCAGGCGGCGGUGCGAGCUUUCUUGACUUUAAGUUGAAGAGGAGACGCAUUAGUGACAUUAUAAGUGGUGCAGGUAGUUACUGUCAGAUCGAGUCCGAUGUUCAGAGUAAUAUGAGUAGUGAGAGCGGGUACGUUAGUCAGGUUGACAGCUCGCCCAGCAGAAAUGACAAAAGUGGGUCGCCAAAAAAUGGUAACUGGGAAGAUGGAAGUGAAAGUGAAUUAGUUACUAGUGAAAUGGAGGCGACGGAGACGAAAGAGGAGGAACCGGCUGUUACAGGGAUGCCACACUUCAACUCAAACCUGUUUGUUCCGCCAGCAUACUGUAGCAACAGUGGUGAAAAUAUGCACAUUGGAGUGGCAUAUGUAAGCUUCCCGUCGGAAUCGUAUAAUGAUUCAGAUAAACAAAAUGGUGAAUUGAAAAUGGGUCUCAUUCCUAUGAUGUCACCAAUGUCUGGGUUUCUUCCUUUCGGAGUUAACGGACUCUCUGGAGUCUCGCUACCAAAGGAUCUUCCAAAAGGGGUGAAGCCUCUCUUUGUAACAGCUAUGCCUAGCGGUUUUAUUAUGACAUCCUCUGGGCCAGUGGCUCUUCACACUAAUACAAGUAAUACUUUCAAGGGACCUCAAGAGACUGGGCGUAAACAUAGGCUGAGUUGUACUGAUUCUGAAAAAAGUGUUUCAAGUGGAACAAGUUCGAAAAAAAUUGUGACAAAAGAGACAGAAUCCGAAUUUAUAGAGCAUUAUACAAAUGGAACAUUCGAGUAUUUAGGACAUCUUGGUAGUUUAAAACGUGAAAACCAAAAUGAGUGUGUCCGGAAUGCCUCGACAUCCUCAGUAGAGAUGCAAAGCGUUGCGAUGGAAGAGUUGGUGCGGGCACCAACACCAACGUAUGAUAACAAAUAUCCGAUGGUCUGUGGUAUUUGUAACGAUAAAGCGACAGGUCUUCAUUAUGGAAUCAUUACUUGUGAGGGGUGUAAAGGUUUUUUCAAACGUACUGUGCAGAAUCGUCGGGUUUACACGUGUGCUGGAGGAAUGGGCGAAUGCGAAAUCAACAAAGCACAGAGAAAUAGAUGUCAGUUUUGCCGUUUCAAAAAAUGUCUGCAAGCGGGUAUGGUACUUGCAGCUGUGCGUGAAGAUAGGAUGCCAGGGGGACGUAACUCUGGGGAAGUGUAUAAUCUAUACAAGGUGAAAUACAAAAAGCACAAACGUAGGGAUGAAACCCGGCUCUGCAAGGAGCGUGUUGCAAAGAUUGUAACAAGCCAGGAUAACCAGCAAGUAAGAAUCAGUCCAGUGAAGCCGGGACACAACAAUCGCAGCAUUUUACAUGUACCAUACUUCAACAUGCCUGAGGCUGGGUACACGCAUGAUGAUGCCAGAGGACCUGGUUCCAGUGUGACAUCAAGUUAUUCUCAAUCAAAUUCAAGUUGUAGAAGCCAGGGAGAGAUUUUUUACGCUAAUAGCUCCUCUCAGUAUCCUCAUAUUGACAGUCGUGACAUGCGGGUUUCGGGUCAAGGCAAUUCCUCAGCAUUAAAUCAGCCACUAGAAAGGGAAAGCAUCAGCAGUAAAGACAGAAUUGGUUAUGUUCAGAUGUCGUCAAACCCGGAAUAUAUGCCACAUGGCAAUUACAGUGAACAUGUGCAUUCUGGUAAUAUGCCGAGAAAUAGUGUCAUUCAUCCAUUCAACAAUGAAUCUCGUAAAAGGGACCAUUCGCACGUAGAUGAUAAUGUUAUGGAAGAUUUGUAUGGGUACAAUCAGAGUAUAUAUAGUAAUCCAUCAGAAGGGCCAGAGAAGAAAUUCAAACAUACUGAAAACAACAUUAACGGAGGUGAGAGUUACAACCAGACACAACGGGAACGUGUCGAAAAUUGGCCACAAUAUUGGAGUUUCAAGAAUCCUUCACAGUAUCAGGAUUUCAAAUCGGAGAGACGCUUUAAAGAUUCUGUUGAUAAUUUUAACCCAGUAGCAGAAGAUAGUGCAUCAUUGCACCAAAACACAGAUGUCAAAAGCUAUUUUCAGACGCCUAUAUCCAAAGACUCUCAUGCUAUCUUACGAAGCACUCUGUUACAAAAAGAUGACUUGUUCGCAUUGACGGCAUGCCCAAAAACUACAUAUUCAGGGUCUGUAAGUGCGAGAUCUCAAGAUAGCAAAGUUUCUUCUUUAUCGCACAAUACACCAGAUAUAGUGUCGACCAGUCAAGUCAGGAAUUUGGAGCAACGGUCACACUUUUUGAUUGACAGUCUGUUAGAAUGUGACCGUCUGCUUGAUAUCACUGAUCUGUAUCAGACAGAAGAUUUGUUAUCAAACUCAAAAGAUGUUACCAAGCUUUUGUGUGAUCUUGGUGACAAAAUUGUUGGCAAGUUGGUAAAAUGGACGAAACAUCUGACAUUCUUUAAGGAGAUUCCCAAAAAUGUGCACUCACAGCUUCUAUCAAGCAAGUGGCAUGAACUUCUGUUGCUUAUAACAACGGCGUACAAAGCCAUACGUGGACACGGGAACAACGGAAUGUCAGAAGAAGAUCUCUACUCACUUAAUAUGAAACAUUUACAGGGAUAUUUGGAGUGUUUGUUCCAAAAGGAGUUUACAGCGGACCAAUUAGAUUCGGAGCUCGGUGAAAUGAUGCGUAUCAUCACGAGCCUGAUGCAUGGGUUUAUGAGGAUGGGUCUCAUGAAAGAAGAAUAUGUCUGUUUGCAAGUGAUUCUGCUUCUAAAUCAAAGUGGCUGGGACCAAAAUGAAAUGGUGAACAAAGUGCAGGACCGAUACAGUGCCAUUCUCAAGGAGUAUGUAGCGUGUCAUUGUCCGGAACAACCGAAUCGCUUUGCCGAACUGUUACUAUGGUUACCACAGAUUCAAACUGCUUCGGCUUUACUUAUCAAAAGCAAAAUGAUCUAUAUACCAUUCUUCUUGAAUCAUUGAACUGUGUCGAUUGAAGUCGUUGUACCAGGUUGAGGUACAGCAGUACACGCUCAGAACUUUCUUCCGUAAAGAAUAAAACUUGUGCACUAUUUCCGUUUUGGCCAUUUUAUGCCAAACGUGUGUUAAAAAGUUUAAAAAAAAAUGUGUAGUGGAUUCCAGGUAACUCUGGUCGAACCCCUUCAGAAAUAAUGUUUAGAGUGGGAGAGUGCAUUUAUUACUGCAUAUUCUUCCUUUAAAAUAGCUUUAAGUGCAGUGGCUUUAAUCAUAUUUGUUUCUAAAUUUAGAAGCUGUUUAUAUGUAUUGUAUGAACUGCAUUUUAGUGGUGCAUUAUGGUACUAAAUGUAUCGUUGACAAACAAGAUUAGUUGUGUUUUUGUCGUUAAUUUGACAACUGUUAUAUUGUGGUCAGUUGUUAUUAUUUUGUAUUGUUGUUUGAAUGUUUGAUCAUUGUUAAGUGUGCUAUUAAUUUAUAUCAUAAGUUCUUUGUUUUAACUACAAGUUUGCACAAUGUUUUUAGUAUUAGUGAAUGAGAAUAAUUAGUGCAAGACAGAAGUUACCCCAGUUUCAGAAGCAUCCAUUUUUUUUAAAGUGUAAAGCACCCAUACAAGGAACUCUUAUGCAGUGCUAGUAAUUUUUAUUUGGAGCAGCAGGGCCUCGAGCUCACAGCCCCUGGUUUCUGAGUCAGAUACGUUUGCUAGUGGACCACUGUGUCUACUCCUGGUCUUUUUAUUUAUCCUUUUAUUGUUGUCACAAUAAUUUACAGAUCAAAUUUCUUUAGAUCAUAAUGAAAUUCAGUCGAAUGCUAGUUUCACAGUAGUGGUUAGAUGAAUUACAGCACAAGCUCUACAUGUAUUUGCACAUGUGAGUUUCACAAAAAAAAUAAUGUUGCCAUUUUACUUUUCUUUAGUGUAAACUGUGACGUUCUUGUUAGAAAUGCAUUCUAUGAAAGUCUAUUUUUAGAGACAGUGUUGUUUCUUGGGAUAGGAUUCAUUGCUUAAAUAAGAUAAAUAUCAAGAAGUAAUUGCGUAAUUGCACUACAUAUUUAUAGCUCAACUGAACUUUGUUCAGAAUAAACUAUAAGCAUAAGUGGACGAUCUGGCAUCCAUCGUUGAAGGUCCUUCGUCCACAGUUUACAUAAACAUCUUCGCCUUUGAAACUACUGGACAGAAUUACACUAACCUUGAUCUGUAGCACCUUGGCAAGGUUAUUUAUGUCUCCCCCAGGAGACAUAUUGUUUUUGCCCUGUCCCCUGUCCGUCCGUACGUCACACUUCAUUUCCGAGCAAUAACUGGAGAACCGUUUGACCUAGAACCUUCAAACUUCAUAGGGUUGUAGGGCUGCUGGAGUAGACGACCCCUAUUGUUUUUGGGGUCACUCCGUCAAAGGUCAAGGUCACAGGGGCCCGAACAUUGAAAACCAUUUCCGAUCAAUAACUAGAGAACCACUUGACCAAGAAUGUUGAAACUUCAUAGGAUGAUUGGCCAUGAAGAGUAGAUGACCCCUAUUGAUUUUGGGGUCACUCUGUCAAAGGUCAAGGUCACAGGGGCCUGAACAUUGAAAAUCAUUUCCGAUCAAUAACUAGAGAACCACUUGACCCAGAAUGUUGAAACUUCAUAGGAUGAUUGGCCAUGAAGAGUAGAUGACCCCUAUCGAUUUUGGGGUCACUCCGUCAAAGGUCAAGGUCACAGGGGCCUGAACAUUGAAAACCAUUUCCGAUCAAAAACUAGAGAACCACUUGACCCAGAAUGUUGCAACUUCAUAGGAUGAUUGGUCAUGAAGAGUAGGUGACCGCUAUUGAUUUUGGGGUCACUCCAUUAAAGGUCAAGGUCACAGGGGCUUGAACAUGGAAAACCAUUUCCUAUCAAUAACUAGAGAACCACUUGACCCAGAAUGUUGAAACUUCAUAGGAUGAUUGUACAUGCAAAAUAGAUGACCCCUAUCGAUUUUGGGGUCACUCCAUUAAAGGUCAAGGUCACAGGGGCCUUAACAUUGAAAACCAUUUCCGGUCAGUAACUUGAGAACCACUUGACCAAGAAUGAUGAAACUUCAUAGGAUGAUUGGUCAUACAGAGUAGAUGACCCCUAACGAUUUUAGGGUCACUCUGUUAAAGGUCAAGGCCACAGGGGCCUGAACAUGGAAAACCAUUUCCAAUCAAUAACUUGAGAACCUCUCGACCCAGAAUGUUGAAACUUCAUAGGAUGAUUGUUCAUGCAGAGUAAAUGACCCCUAUUGUUUUUGGGGUCACUCCGUUAAAGGUCAGGGUCACAGAGGCCUGAACAUUGAGAACCACUAGGCCAAGAGUGUUGAAAUUUAGCAGGAUGACUGGACAUGCCAAGUAGAUGAUCCCUAUUGCAGCCAACCAUCAGUGUCUCUUUGACUUUCGCUCCUGACCCCUAUUGACUUCUUGCCUAUAGGACUUUGCAUUGGGGGAGACAUGCGCUUUUUUACAAAAGCAUUUUCUAGUUCUCAGUUGUUUUUUAGCCCACCAUCAUCAGAAGGUGGGCUAUUCAAAUCACUCUGCGUCCGUGGUCCGUCGUCCGUCCGUCCUUCCGUCCGUAAACAAUUUCUCGUUAUCGCAUCUCCUCAGAAACUACCAGGGGGAUUUUGACUAAACUUUGUCAGAAUGAUGUAUUGGUACCCUAGUUGUGUCCCCCUGAAAAUCAGACUGGUUCAACAAUUUUUUAGUGAGUUAUGGCCCUUUGUUUAUUUCUAUAAUUUACAUAGAUUUAUAUAGGGAAAAACUUUGAAAAUCUUCUUGUCCAAAACCACAGAGCCUAGGGCUUUGAUAUUUGGUAUGAAGCAUCAUCUAGUGGUCCUCUACCAAGAUGAUACAAAUUAUUUCCCUGGGAUCUAAUAUGGCCCCGCCCUGGGGGUCACUUGGUUUAUAUAGACUUAUAUAGGGAAAAACUUCGAAAAACGUCUUGUUCAAAACCACAGGGCCUAGGGCUUUGAUAUUUUGUAUGUGACAUCAUCUAGUGGUCUUCUACUAAGAUUGUUCAAAUUAUCCCCCUAGGGUCAAAUAUGGCCCCGCCCCGGGGGUCACAUGGUUUACAUAGACUUAUAUAGGGAAAAACUUUGAAAAUCUUCUUGUCCAAACCACAAAGCCUAGGGCUUUGGCAUUUGUAUUGUAGCAUCAUCUAGUGGUUCUCUAUCACGUUUGUUCAAAUUAUCCCCCUAGGGUCAAAUAUGGCCCCGCCCUGGGGGUUACAUGGUUCAUAUAGACUUACAUAGGGAAAAGCUUUUAAAAUCUUCUUGUCAAUAACUAGCUGCAACAUACAAAUUUGUAUGGUUUUGAGUGGCAAGAUGAACCUUGACAUGAGUUGACCUUGAUUUUGACCUAGUGACCUACUUUCACAUUUCUGUAGCUACAGCCUUCAAAUUUGGACCACAUGCAUAGUUUUGUGCACUGAAAAGAACUUUGACCUUGACAUUGACCUAGUGACCUACUUUCACAUUUUUGAAGGUACAGGCUUCAAAUUUGGACCACGUGCAUAGUUUCGUGUUCGAAAAUGAAAUUUGACCUUGAUUUUGACCUAGUGACCUACGUUCACAUUUCUCAAGCUACAGCCUUCAAAUUUGGACCACCAGCAUAGUUUUGUGUACCGAAACAAACUUUGACCUUUACAAUGACCUAGUGACCUACUUUCACAUUUUUGAAGGUACAGUCUUCAAAUUUGGACCACAUGCAUAGUUCUGUGUUCCGAAAUAAAAUUUGACCUUGAUUUUGACCUAGUGACCUACUUUCACAUUUCUUGAGCUACAGCCUUCAAAUUUGGACCACUUGCAUAGUUUUGUGUACCGAAAUGAACUUUGACCUAGUGACCUGCUUUCACAUUUCUGUAGCUAAGGCUUCAAAUUUAGACCACAUGCAUGACCUACUUUCACAUUUUUCAAGCUACAGCUUUCGUGUUGUGUACGGAAAUGAAAUUUGACCUUGAGCUAGUCAGUAAGUCUUGAAAUUUGGAACACUCAAAAAUGGCACAUUGGUGGACGCCAAGAUCACUCUGUGAUCUCUUGUUUUUUUUUUCAAAUGGUCCUGAAAAUAUUUAGAAAAACUGUUUGGAAGUUGAAAGUAACUUGCAGAGAACGGAACUCUGGUUAGGUUAACUGCCUGCAAUUAUGUUACUGAAAUUCUGUUGAAAAACGGUGUUAAACCCACAUCAAACAAACAAACAAACAAGGUUAUGUAGUCAAGAUCAGGUGAGCAACUUUGGCCCACUAUGGCCCCCUUGUUAAAACAAACCACCAAUAUGCCAUAUAGGUAGUUUUUUUUCCCAGGUUAUGUAUUCAGGGACUGAUGUUAAGUAUAGUCUUGCUGUUAAGCAAAUUUACCUACUUUAAUGUAAAAAUAUCUCAGUAAAUUAUUUCUGACUUAUUAUGAAUACUUCUGUAUUGUUCUGUUCGUAUUAUUUUGUUAGUGGUAUGUAUAUUGAUGAAUAGUAAGUAUGAAAUGAACUAUUAUCGUAGGCAAUGAAUUAUUUUCGUGGGCAUGAAAGUUUAUGACUAGGACCAAAAGGGCUAUUUCUUGUGGGAUAGGAGUUUGUAGGUUUCAGACUUAGAACAUUAAGUUAAAAGGAAUUUUACUGGUUCAUUAGAAUAGGAUUUAAAUUUGGGAAUUGAUUCGACUAUGAUUUCCACGAUAAUUAGUCUCCUGUGAAUAUUGAAUGAUUUUGUAGUACAACAGAGGUGGGAGUUAUCUUCUUGUCUCGUUGUUUUGUUAACCAGAUUGUGGUUCUGCCUUUGCGAUCAGUGCAGACCAAGAUCAGCCUACACAUUGUGCAGUCUGAUCUAUUCAGUCAGUAAAUUUUUAGUGAACACCCCUUUGAAUAAUAAAUGGUAUUACCCAGAUUGAAUGAUGGACCAGUCCAUUUUAGAAAUUUAGCAGGUUUAAUGUUAAUAAGUGAUGCGUUUAAUGCUGUAAAAUCAAUAAUAUUCGUGGGAAACCUUCAUGGAUUUUUUAGGUUGUGUUUAUCCAUGAAAUUUAAUAGAAAAGGCCUAUAUAUUUUAUUUUUGCACUUUGGGCUCCCACGAAAUUAGAGGUUUGGCCAAAAGCACAGAAUGUAAUCCAAAUGAAAUGAAAAAAUUUCAUAGUACUUUUUGGUAAGUUGAUCACCAAAGACAUUUUGUUGAUUGUUUUUCCUUAAGAAGUGUCACUUUUACUUAAACAUAAUAAAUUAUGGCUUUUAUGCUAAGAUAUCCUGAAAUAUUUUUAAGAAUGAAGUCAGAAUUUCAAUUAUGAAGAAAAUGUAGUGUUGAAAAUGGCUGACAUUAAUUAAAUGAAAAUUUCUUUUAUUGAAAUAGAUUUAGACUGAAUAGUAAUCAACUAGAAAAAAAUGUGAGAACUUAUUUGAAUCUAAUUUUAUUGCCAUUUAUUGAAUAGCUCUGGCAAUUAUGACCUAAGGUGUGCCAUUAUGGCAAGAACACACAACUAAGCGGUAUAUUAACCUCUUAUUAAAUUCGCCGUAUCACCUAUAAUUGUGUCAGUGCAACAUUAAUCCCAACAGAA
Messenger RNA from Mercenaria mercenaria, 8817 nucleotides. RefSeq lists its product as uncharacterized. The record is from RefSeq and is a predicted model, not a curated record. Gene Ontology annotation, molecular function: sequence-specific DNA binding; zinc ion binding; DNA-binding transcription factor activity. Bases 367 to 3312 code for a protein of 981 amino acids. Lineage: Eukaryota; Metazoa; Mollusca; Bivalvia; Venerida; Veneridae. The transcript has 7 exons. Gene Ontology annotation, biological process: regulation of DNA-templated transcription.